UUCAGCCCUGGUCCUAACCUGAAGAGGCUACAGCCUGGAGCUCUGAACAGAAGAACCUUUCUAAAUGAGAAGCAAGGAAGACCUGUUGAAAGUUUCCUCUUAAGUUUCGUGCAGAGAGACUCAGGUAUAGCAGUAUCCUCACUGCCACCUGACCCGGAGCAGGAGAACCCGCUGGCAGCUUCCAGACCAGGCCCAGCAUGUGCAGCACCAGCGCCUGCGACCUGGAAGAAAUCCCCCUGGACGACGAUGACCCAAACAGCAUGGAAUUCAAAAUCCUGGCCUACUACGUCAGACACCACGUCUUCAAGAGCACCCCUGCUGCCUUCUCGCCAAAGCUGCCGAGAACGAGAAGUCUGUCCCAGAAGGGUCUGGGGAGCUGGUCAGCGAACGAGUCAUGGACACAGGUGUCAUGGCCUUGCAGAAAUUCCCAAUCCAGUGAGAAACCCAUAAACCUCGCCAAGAAGAAGUCUUCUUGGAAAGCGCUCUUGGGACUAGCGGAGAAGGAGGAAGAUUCGCAGAGCUCACCUGCAGUGUUGCAGCUUCAGGGAUCCAGAGGAGUGAACCACCAGGGUGGUCUUUCCAGCCAGCAAUGGUCCAGGUCCCUUUCUAACGUGGACCAGCACUUAGAUCACGAAGCGGCGGACCCCAAAGUUGUUUCCAUUGCCAACCGAGUUGCUGAGAUUGUUUAUUCCUGGCCACCACCAGAAGCCCAGGGAGGUGGCAUCAAGUCCAGAGAGCAUUUGGGAUUCCAGGCUCUCCACGGCCGGCGUGAAGGCCCCCCGCCUACAGCUUCAAGUUCUAAGAAAGAUGAAGAAGACCAAAUAAUAGCCAAGAUUGUUGAGCUGCUGAAAUAUUCAGGGGAUCAGCUGGAAAGAGAGUUGAAGAAAGACAAGGCCUUGGCGAGCAGCUUCCCGGAUGGGCUGCCCUACUCUGUUUUCAAGACCGUCACAGACCAGUUCCUAAGGGGUGUGGACACCAGGGGAGAAUCCGAGGUCAAAGCUCAGGGCUUUAAGGCCGCCCUCGCAAUAGACGUCAUGGCCAAGCUCACAGCUAUCGACAACCACCCGAUGAACAGGGUGCUGGGCUUCGGAGCCAAGUACCUGAAGGAGAACUUCUCGCCCUGGGUCCAGCAGCAGGGUGGAUGGGAAAAAAUACUUGGGCUAUCACAUGAAGAAAUAGACUGAAAUAUCAGUUUCGUCAUCUGGAAUCGUCAUUGUCCAACUGCGGUCCUGUACACAUUACUCUUGGUAAGGACUGCAGGAGAAAAUCAAAACGUACAAGGUAGAUGGAGCAUUGAAGUUUUCAGAACCAUCAUUCCUGCGACCCGAGAGGCAGGAGGAGAGGCCUGGCUGUCUCCCACUCACGGAAUGCAGCAGCGUGCUCCCUGACACUGCUGUUUCUUAGGCCUUCCAUUGAGUGUGUGAGGAAGUCUAUAAAACGUGGCCAUUUUCCUUGCAAAUGUUCAGAACAGAAACUCUCACCCCGCCUGUGUGAGCUGCGUUAGGGAAAGUGUGUCACAGAUGUCUGCUGACCUCAGAAGGGUGAAACGUGCAUGUGGUUACUCUUCAGUUUCUAGUACUAUGAUUCAAGCCAACCUUUAGGAAGAGGUUGCUAUUUGUGUCAGUAGGCAUAGCUUAAAGAAACUCUUACAUUUACUGCUCCAUCCCCUAGUUUGUGGAUAUGACUUUUCAACUCACUUCUCUUGGAAAAUUCUUCAUCAGUCUGAAAAACUUCCAUGUGCUGCAAAACUAUCUUUCCAACCACCCUCCACUCUCUUCUCAGUUCACACCUCUCCUUCCCAAGGUCUCCAGUACUUUUCCUAGUAUUCUUUGUGGUAAUGUACUGAUUGGUAGCUGGUAAAAUAAAUACAUAGAAAGACUACUGCCAAAAGAAUGUCUUCUGAUUAAAAUAUGUAAUAUGUAA
This is a messenger RNA of Lemur catta (Ring-tailed lemur), 1923 nucleotides long. It is a transcript of the gene BCL2L14, whose product is annotated as BCL2 like 14. The transcript is spliced from 6 exons. The coding region runs from base 198 to 1184 and encodes 328 amino acids. Gene Ontology annotation, biological process: regulation of apoptotic process. The record is from RefSeq and is a predicted model, not a curated record. Lineage: Eukaryota; Metazoa; Chordata; Mammalia; Primates; Lemuridae.